UGCCAAGUGCAGCAGCUACCAUCGACUGGCCCCGGGCCUGGCUGCCUCGUGCCCUGCCCGCCCUGUGUACCGCAACACCCUAGACCCAAGUGUUGCCGCCCUCCACCCUACAGUGUUGCUGCCGUUGCAGAUGAACACAUGCAAGCAUAAUAAUAACAACACGUUCUGUUGAUAAACCUGUCAUCAAUAUUUCGUGCCUUUAAUGCAAGGAGAAACACGAGUGAAGAGAGCCGCUUGUGCAGCACCGAGAGUGAUGGUGCCUGAGGCGCGCUGAGUGUAGUGUAUGAGGAGUGUGUGUCCGGUGGCCAGCGUGCCCUGUGAUGCCCGCAGCGCUGCCCGCCGUCUACCUCACUACCAGGAGACGGGGCCGCGCCCCUGCUGCAGGGUCGCCCACGGUUGGUGAGUGUGGGCCGGACCCCCAUGUGCUGGUGGUCGCCACGUGCCGGCGGGGACGUGAUGCGUGAGAUCGGGGACAGUGGGCGCUGCAACGGGGGACCGGCCGCGCCCCGGGAGCUCAGCGGUGGCGUGGGGGGCGGUGCGGGGGACGGUGCCCAGCAGCUGGGGGCCGACGACCCCGAGGAGACCACGCCCCUCACCCUGCUAGCGGGUGACCCUCCCGACAAGGACCUGACCGACAUCAACAGCCUCCUGGACGACAUCCACAAGCUGGGGGGCCGCGGGGACAGCAUCCCCCUGCGGUCCUUCACACCGGGGCCCGACCUGGACACCACCCCGCACCGCCACACGCCCGUCUCCCAGCCCAGGGCUUCGCACAGCCGCAAGGCCAGCACCUCCUCUUCUGAUGAGAUCAUCGAAGUCGAACCCCGCGCUGCCGCCCAGGUACUAUCUUUGGGUGCUGACGUCCUACCAGAAUACAAACUUCAGUCCCCGCGGAUACACAAGUGGACAAUUCUUCAUUACUCUCCAUUCAAGGCAGUGUGGGACUGGAUCAUCCUCUUGCUUGUUAUCUACACAGCUAUCUUCACACCCUAUGUGGCUGCCUUUCUCCUCAAUGAGCAAGAGGCAACGAGGAAGAGCAAUCAAAACCAAUACGACAGUCCCAUUGUCAUCAUUGAUCUCAUAGUUGACAUAAUGUUUAUGGUUGACAUCGUCAUCAAUUUUCGCACUACCUAUGUUAACCACAAUGAUGAGGUAGUGUCACACCCAGGCAAGAUUGCUCUCCACUACCUACGUGGGUGGUUCCUCAUCGAUGUUGUUGCAGCGAUUCCAUUUGAUCUCCUCCUUGUCACAGACUCGAAAGAGCAGGAGGCAGAUGAUGAAAAGACAACGACCCUCAUCGGCCUUCUGAAGACCGCCAGGCUCCUGCGGCUGGUGAGGGUUGCCAGAAAAAUUGAUAGGUAUUCAGAGUAUGGUGCAGCCGUCCUUCUCCUGCUAAUGGCCACCUUUGCCCUCAUUGCUCAUUGGCUCGCUUGUAUAUGGUAUGCCAUUGGGAAUGCUGAACGGCCAGGUUUACCGCACAAGAUUGGCUGGCUGGACCACUUAGCGAAUGCUACUCGCCAGUACUAUUAUAGCAACAGCACGGGAGGACCCACACUAAGGGCGAAGUACGUGACAGCACUGUACUUCACCUUCAGUAGUCUCACAUCGGUGGGCUUCGGCAACGUGGCGGCUAAUACAGAUGUCGAGAAGAUUUUCACCAUAUUGGUUAUGCUCAUCGGCUCACUCAUGUAUGCCAGUAUCUUUGGAAAUGUCUCGGCCAUCAUCCAGAGAUUAUAUGCAGGGACUGCACGGUACCACACACAGUUCAUGAGAGUCAAAGAAUUCAUUCGAUUCCACCAGAUACCUAAUCCUCUUAGGCAGCGACUGGAGGAAUACUUCCAGCACGCCUGGACCUACACAAACGGCAUCGACAUGAAUAUGGUGUUGAAGGGCUUCCCAGAUUGCUUGCAGGCAGACAUCUGCCUUCAUCUCAACCGACAGCUUGUUGAUUCUUGUCCGGCUUUUGAAGGUGCCAGUCCGGGAUGCUUACGAGCACUUAGUAUGAAGUUCAAAACAACACAUGCUCCGCCCGGGGACACACUGGUGCACAGAGGUGAUGUCCUAACCUCCAUGUACUUCAUCUCUAGAGGUUCCCUUGAAAUCCUCAAAGAUGAUGUUGUGAUGGCAAUUUUAGGUAAAGAUGACAUAUUUGGGGAGAAUCCUUGUAUCUACCCAACCAUAGGAAAGUCAUCGUGUAAUGUACGAGCUCUCACUUACUGUGACCUGCACCGCAUCAUGAGGGAUGAUAUCCUUGAUGUCCUCGAUCUUUACCCUGAAUUUGCUGAAGAGUUCUCUCGUAACCUAGAGAUAACCUUCAACCUGAGAGAUGAGGAAGUGACAGGUGUAGACCCAGCUCUUCUCUGGAGGAGACCUCACUGUAAUGUUGAGCGAAGUAAUUCUCAGGACACAGAUGAUAUAAGAAAAAUUGCCUUUAGACCUCCACGGCAACGUCGCCGACAAUUCACUAGACGUACUUCUAGUGGUGAAGAGAGUGACUCAGAAGAUAAACACUUGGUCACGAGAAGUUGUAUUCAAGAAUUUUCUCCAAAUAAGGCACGGCAAGACCCAUCUCACAACCUCAAUUUUGAACAUAAACAGAGAUCAGGAACUCUUAAUUCUAUAACUGUUGCAGGUAAUGCCAGUCCUGAGAGACGACUCCAUGCCCGUCACUCCAGUCUGACCUUACCCGUCGAGAGUCAGUCUAGUACCGCCCACAACCAGGCCCGCGAGGUCACAGAGGUCAACUUGCGCCUCGAUGCCCUCACCAGACAAAUGCAGCAUUUGGAGAUGCGUAUGACAUCAGAUAUUGCUCAUGUGACAUCAGAUAUUGCUCAUAUCCUCGCACUUCUACAACAGCAGCAGCAUCAGCACACUUCAGUUUCACCGUCCCAAAUGGACUCGGAUCAGAGUCCUGAGAGUCGUCGUAGUGGUGUAAAUAGUUCCAGAGGGGGGAAUGGCAGAGAAAAUAGAAUAUUUCGGAGAACAGCUUCCUUACAUGAUGAUACCUCUCAUCAUUCACGACACCACUACCGCUCUCUUGAAAUCACAAGACCACAGGUAGAGGACUUGUUAGGUCAUUCCACACAUCAAGGCCUUGACUUUCGGGAAGUAAGCGGGUCCCUCGGAGCUACCAGUGGGCCAGGUCGAGGAGGUGCAGGAGUUUCCACUAGACAGUGUCCCUCCAUGCCUUUAACACCAGACUUAGAUCCAGAUGCCCUUAGGCCAUCCCCACCACGCAGUCAGUCCCAGCCCUCAGAUUUAACCCAGGCCCGGUGGCGUCGUAAGUGCCGCUCACCCCUGCAAGGUGCAGCCCAUGAUCCCUGGGCACCCCGUCGGGAGGACUCCAGGGGAUCUGAGCCUGAAUCUUGGGGCGACUUCCGAUCUCUCACCGAAGCACCCAUCGCUAGACUAGAGUCGCUGGACGAGAUGGAAUCGUUGUCUGAGCGCUCCCGGGAAGCAAGUCCUGGCACUAGUCGAGUAAGCAUGGCAGAUGCCUUGAAGACUGAGUCAGAUGUCUGAAACCCCAUGAGGAUGUAGAGCCCUCUCAGGUUGGAAUCCAGCAUUUAUUGCUUGGCAUCCUAAGUCCACUAGAAUCUGCAACGAAUGAAUCUUUUAUAAGCCAAUCAAUGUCUGAGUGAAAACAAAACUUAUCUGAAAAUGUUAUUAGCCACUCAGGAUAUAUGAGGGUGAGAUAUGAAAAUAUUUGUUAGGAAAUGAUACAGACUAAUGUAAGUAAAUGUAACUGCCAUAAAUAUUUUCUUGAAAUAUAACUCAAGAAUUAUCAAGUUCAAUAAAUAUGAAUUUAAAACAGCCUUAUUAUACUGAACUUCAUAACAUUUUAUAUAGCCCAUGAUAUGCUCAUGAAAAUUUUUGGAAUGUCAAAGUGAUAAGGAAAUUUUAGGAAUAGAAAACUGAGAAGUUUCUUUACAAUGUAGAGAAUUCUCUUUUCUAAAUGCUGCUGCAUUAACAGUGAUCUAAAGCAUUACUGAUACUAUUUGAUAUAAUGUUAAGUUUAAUGCCCUACAAUGCAGUUAAAAGGUAUUCCUAAACAUUCAUAAUGCCUAAAAUAUUGUGCAUCCAUUGAGAUUUGGAUGGAAAAUCUCAUCUUCAAAUGGAUGAAAACAAAAUGUUUUGGUGCGCAUAUUUAUACAGUAAUAGAAAAUGGUGCACAUUCUAGUAACCGAUCGUUAUUUGUUUUCGAUUCGGUAUCACUGCAACGUCCAGGGAAUGAUGGUAAUUAAUUUUUAAGAUUAAGGUUUUCUGUGAUGCCUCUAAUUUUGGAAGUGGAGAACAUAUAUUCUGGCUGUGUUCAAGAAAUCCCUUAUCAUGCAUUGUCAGUACAUUAAUAGUUAUGAACAAAAAAUAAGGAAUGCACUGAAUGAACACAAUAAACACUGUUUUGGAUGGUUCAAAACAUUGGUUCUGGUACAAUAUUUAGGUUCUUAAGAAUUUUUUAUGAUAUUGGCCUUAAUAUACUUUUAAUUUUUACUAAUAUAUAAAUAUGAUUUUCAUCAGUAGUAAAAAAAGUUGAUAAUGAGAAAUGAAAAGGGAAUUCUUAGAUCCAGCCUCUGAGAUAUAGUUACUUGUUAAGACUACGGCUCAAAAGUUUAGUUAUUGUCUGCAAACAUUAUCGCUUAAGAUGAAAAAGGGUAAGUGAAUUUCAUUAACAACUCACACAUACAACUUGACACCAAAUUUUUGUUACAGUCACUAACUAAACAUUUAGGUCAUCAUAUACAAGAACUCAGGAGUCUCUCUAAUCUCUUACAUAUGUGUUUCGGAACUUGGUGAAUAAUGUUUACUACAGGAUAAGGUUAUAUAACAUUUUCUUACAAUAUACAAUAUUUAAGUACUUGCAAUUUAUAGGCAUGAAGAUUACAUACAAAUUUAUAGGAUCUCGGUAACAAUUGACAUCCAUGUACAGUGUCCGACUCACUCUGCUGUUGAUAAGUAAGAGUUGAUAUUCAUAUUGUAUGAUUUGUGAUGUCAACUCUUUCUGAUUGAUAUUUUCCUAAACUUGUCUACUGCCCGAUGUAACAUGUUUGAUGUCUUUUUUUUUUUUACUAAGUAAAACUGAUUUGAUUUAAUUAACAAUUGAUUAACAGAUAAAAAUGAUUGGUAGCAAUAAGUUGAUAACUCAUUAUAUCUAAGAGUUUACUGAAGAUAAAGCCUAAAGCAGUUGUGAAUAGCUUUACAAUUUAAGAUGAAGAUGCCAGCACUCGUUUAUGAUAGUUUGUGAUUUUUCUUCAGUAAAAUAUUGGAAUGAUGUUAUACUCGCUUAUUGGUAAAAGACAAAAUUUAUAUUAAUAGUCAUUGUAAAGCAACUUAUUUUAAAAGCUUGCAUAUGCCACUUGUGUAAUUACCAAAUUGUAGUUACAAGAUGAGAACUAUGCUCGUAGUGUCUCAUCUUCCCAGCACUCUUUGUCAUGUAACACUUUGAAACUACUGAUGGUUUUGGCCUCCACCACCUUCUCACUUAACUUGUUCCAACUAUCUACCACUCUGUUUGCAAAAGAACAUGUUCUAAUUUUUUUUUGCACCUUUGUUUCUUGAGCUUGAAUCUUUGACCUCUUGUUCUUGAAGUUGCUGAUUUCAGGAAUUCCUCUUUAUCAAUUUGGUUGUUUGCUGUUAUUAUUUUGUAAAUGGUGAUCAUAUCACCUCUUUUUCUUCUAUCUUCUAGCUUUGGUAUAUUUAACCCCUCUAGCCUCUCUUCGUAGCUCUUGUUUUUUGGUUCUGGAAGCCAUUUUGAAACAUGCCUUUGCAUCUUUUCUAGUUUAUUGAUGU
Messenger RNA from Procambarus clarkii (red swamp crayfish), 5784 nucleotides. The record is from RefSeq and is a predicted model, not a curated record. NCBI's taxonomy places the organism in Eukaryota, Metazoa, Arthropoda, Malacostraca, Decapoda, Cambaridae.